This is a messenger RNA of Aphanomyces astaci, 2045 nucleotides long. RefSeq lists its product as hypothetical. Gene Ontology annotation, molecular function: RNA binding. The record is from RefSeq and is a predicted model, not a curated record. Bases 8 to 1975 code for a protein of 655 amino acids. Gene Ontology annotation, biological process: rRNA processing. Lineage: Eukaryota; Oomycota; Saprolegniomycetes; Saprolegniales; Verrucalvaceae. The transcript is spliced from 6 exons.
GAGCAAUAUGUCGUCCAAGAAACAAUCGGCGGCGGCGCCGACGUCCGUGGUGACGGACCCUCGUUUCAUCAAAGUCCACAAUGACCCUCGCUUUGCCCGGAACUCGAAGAAGAAGAACAAGGUGCAGCUCGACACGCGCUUCAAAGCAGUGUUGACCGACAAGAAGUUCCAGAGCGUUCAAGGCAAGUACGACAAGUAUGGUCGCCGCGUGGAAAAACAGGACAACGACAUGAAGAAGUUUUACAACGUCGAAGGCGAAGACAGUGACGACGAGGACACGGGGGAAGUGGCGUCCAAGAAGCCGUCGACGGCCGCCGAGCGUCGCAUCGCGUACCUCAACAAGAAAGCGCGCGGCGAGUUGAGCGGCGAAUCGUCUUCGUCGUCUUCAGAAGAAAGCAGUGACGACGACGGUGACGACAUCGAAGAAGACAUCGAAGAAGACAAUGAAGAAGAAGACAUUCCCCUCGGGGAUGAAACGAAGCGAUUCGCCAUCAUGAACUGCGACUGGAGUCGCAUGCGCGCCGUGGACUUGCUCGCGCUCUUCCAGUCAUUUCUUCCCGCCGCGGGCAUCCUCCACAGUGUUGUGGUGUAUCCAUCGGACUUUGGCUUGGCGAGAAUGGCUGACGAGCAAAAGUUUGGACCUCAAGGCCUCUGGGCGGACAAACCCGAGAAAAGUGGUGACGAAAGCGAUGACGAAAGUGGUGACGAGAUUGACGAAGCCGACCCAUUGGGUAUCAAGAACUCUGCCGCAGACGCCGACGAUGGAUUCGACAAGGAAAAGCUCCGUCGACAUGAACUGGACAAGCUAAAGUACUAUUACGCAGUAGCAACGUUCAAUUCCGUGUCGGCAGCGUCGGCCGUGUUUGACGCAUGUGAUGGGUUGGAGUACGAAACCUCGUCCAACACACUGGACCUGCGCUUCGUGCCGAACGAUGUCACAUUUAACAACCCCCCGAAAGAGUCGGCGACUGCGGUGCCGGACACGUACACGCCAUCCAUUUUUGCGACUCUGGCGCUGCAAAACACAGAGUUGGAGUGCACGUGGGACGAAGGCGACGGCGCGCGGGUGGACAAGCUCACGCGGCCGGCCAAUUGGAAGGACCUGAAGGAUGACGAUUUCGCCGCGUACGUCGCCAUGUCGGACGAGGAUGAUGCCGCCGACAAGCAUGAGGACGACUUGGACGCGCUCAAGCUCAAGUACAGGAAAGCGCUGCUCGGCAGCGAUGCAGACGAUGAUGAUGAUAGUGAGGGGGAGGAGGAUGGAAACAAGAAGAGCAAGAAGACAUCGAGCCAUGCCGACGAGUUUGGAGAUGGCGAUAUGGAAAUGACAUUCAACGACUCGAUGGACGUGCUCAAAGCCAAGCAAGCGCGGGAUGCCGCGGCAAAUGAAACGCCGUUUGAAAAGUACCAGCGGGAGAAAAAGCACGAGAAGAACGUGAAGAAGCAUGAGAAACGCGUGGCGGGCAAGGCGGCGCAUGCGGCGCAGCUGGACACGAUGAAGAACGCCGCCAAGACGGUCAAGGCUAAGGCGGCGGCCGUGGGGGAUGGUGAUGUAGAAGAAGACGAGGAGGACAAGCGAGAUUUCGACAUGAAGUUCAUCUCCAAGCUGGAGAAACACAAGGACAAAAAGGGAAAGCGGCACAAGACCGCCGUGGACAAGUUGAAAGCACAUGCGACGGGCCUCCAGCAAGGCUUUGCGUUCAACGCAACCGACAACCGAUUCGCCCAACUUGUGACCAACCACCCCGACUAUAGCCUCGACCCCACGGACGCCCGCUUCAAGCGCACCGAGGCGACGGAUGCCAUCUUUGAAACGAGGCGACAACUGUCAAAGUCCAAGCCGACCCAAGGACUAGACAAGGCCGACGUCGUGCCGCAACAGUCGUCGGAAGUGAAUGCGAUCGUCGCCAACCUCAAGCGCAAGGCCGCCGCCGGUGCAUCCAACAAACCCACCAAGAAGUCGAAUCGGUUCUAAUGCAUUUCUAUACGUGUCGACAUUGUGAUGGAGGGGUUGACAGAAGUACUGUACAGUAUAUAGAUAGAUG